Molecule: messenger RNA, 1107 nt
Organism: Chenopodium quinoa (quinoa)
Lineage: Eukaryota; Viridiplantae; Streptophyta; Magnoliopsida; Caryophyllales; Amaranthaceae
Exons: 2
Coding region: 1-1107 (368 amino acids)
Molecular function (GO): nucleic acid binding; RNA-DNA hybrid ribonuclease activity
Source: RefSeq, a predicted model, not a curated record
AUGACCCGAGUUAUGUAUGGCGUAGCAUUUGGGGAGGGGAAGUGGGACGCUGAUAGAGUUCGUACUAUUAUGGGAGAGGAUCUUGCUGCUGUGAUCUUGUCCAUCCCGCUGUCACAUUGCCCAUCGAAUGAUAGACUAUUUUGGAGAUGUUCAAAGGAUGGGAAUUUUUCUGUACGGUCUUGUUAUUGGCUUGUCCGUAGGGGAUGUGUUGAGGGGGUUGUGAAUGUGAUCUCAGAGGAGUGCUGGAGGAGUGUGUGGAGGUUGCAGUGCCCACCAAAAUUAAAGCAUUUUCUAUGGUGUGCAAUCAGGGGUAAUAUGGCUAUAAUAGAACGAUUAUUAUACCGCCACAUUACCUCUAAUUCUGAUGAGGAGAAAGCUACCCCUAUAUCGUCGUUUGCAGAUAGAUGGUUAUGGUUGGUAAACAAGCUGUCUGCAGAGAACAACAGAAAGGCUGCUGCCCUUAUGUGGGCGUGUUGGAGAUGCAGAAAUUUACAGCUGUUUGAAGACGUUUGGCCUGAUCCAGUGUUGUUGGCAGCGGGUUUCUGUCGCUUAGCUGAUGAUUACACCAGGCAUAUGCAGAAUGUUAGACCUCUUGGUGGAUGCAACAUACGAAGCAGCUGCUUACGCUGGUAUCCCCCUCACUUUGGCAUGGUGAAGAUCAAUACAGAUGCCCAUGUUUUAAGUGGCAAUAUGGCGGGUCUGGGGGUGGUGUGCAGAAAUUAUUGUGGCAAGAUUUUAAUGAUAGCUACUAAAAAAAUCCACUACACUGAUCCGAAAUGUGCUGAAUUUCAAGCAAUCAGAUAUGCUCUUUCGAUUGCUAGGAGGUUCAACUACGACAAUGUGUGGGUGGAGUCGGAUGCAUUGGGCGUAAUCAACACUAUAUCCCACGAAAGCAGGGGCUUUUCCCCGAUUUUCAGUGUUUAUGAUGAUAUUCGAAGAGAUAGAUCCCUUUUUCUUUCUUGCAAAUUUUCAUAUGUAAAAAGAAAUGGAAAUACUAUGGCACACCUAGUAGCUAGAGAGGAUACGGCGGGAGAUGAGGAACUUAUUAGAGUCACGAAUUUUCCGUCUAGUAUUGUAACAUUGGCUAUGUUAGACAUUUCUAAUUAA